Lemur catta (Ring-tailed lemur) is the source of this 570-nucleotide messenger RNA. RefSeq names its product V-set pre-B cell surrogate light chain 3 (gene VPREB3). Gene Ontology annotation, biological process: immunoglobulin production; immune response. The record is from RefSeq and is a predicted model, not a curated record. NCBI's taxonomy places the organism in Eukaryota, Metazoa, Chordata, Mammalia, Primates, Lemuridae. The transcript has 2 exons. The coding region runs from base 98 to 466 and encodes 122 amino acids.
CCUGUUGUGGUCCAGUGGCCUCCCCAGCCCUGUGCCCCCAGGCACUCGGAGCACAGCCCAGCAGAACCGCUCCCAGCCUGCCUCCCUGCCUCUGGUCAUGGCCUGCCUGUGCCUGGCCCUCCUUCUGAUGGGGACCUUCAUGGCAGUCUCCCAGCCAGCCCUGGCACAGCAGGAUGCUCUGCUGGUCUUCCCAGGCCAAGUGGCUCAGCUGUCCUGCAUGCUCAGCCCCCAGCACUCCAUCAGGGACUAUGGUGUAUCCUGGUACCAGCAGCGGGCAGGCAGUGCCCCCCGCUAUCUCCUCUACUAUCACUCGGAAGAGGAGCACCACCGGGCCGAUGACAUCCCUGACCGAUUCUCCGCAGCCAAGGACGUGGCCCACAAUGCCUGUGUCCUGACCAUCAGCCCCGUGCAGCCCGAGGAUGACGCGGAUUACUACUGCUCUGUUGGCUUUGGCCCUGCUUCCUAGGGGUGGGGUGUGAGACGAGUGCCUCCUGUCUGCCCCUGACCUUGGGCCCCUAAGUUUCUCUGAGCCUUGCUCUCUCCCCUGUAAAAUGGGUUAAUAACAUUCAA